This is a messenger RNA of Chiloscyllium plagiosum (whitespotted bambooshark), 1574 nucleotides long. It is a transcript of the gene grpel1, whose product is annotated as GrpE-like 1, mitochondrial. Gene Ontology annotation, biological process: protein import into mitochondrial matrix; protein folding. The record is from RefSeq and is a predicted model, not a curated record. Gene Ontology annotation, molecular function: protein homodimerization activity; adenyl-nucleotide exchange factor activity; protein-folding chaperone binding. Lineage: Eukaryota; Metazoa; Chordata; Chondrichthyes; Orectolobiformes; Hemiscylliidae. Gene Ontology annotation, cellular component: PAM complex, Tim23 associated import motor.
CCGUGACGUAAUCCACAGCGACGUCGGUGAUGGCCAUGGCGGAGAGGGGAGCGCGGGUUCUGCGGGCCGGAGGCCGUCUCGCGCUGACUUUAAGACCCUGCCCGGGCCGGGAUAGGGGCCUCGCGCUCUCCGCGGCCGUUACAGCCUGCCCUGGCCGGGAUAGGGGCCUCGCGCUCUCCGCGGCGGUCAGAGCCUGCUCGGGCUGGAACGGCAGCGGCUUCGCCGUCCACAGAUUUUUCUGUACAGCAACUCGACAGAAAAACACUGGACAAAGCUACGAUGAUGACCAAAGCCAGACUCAGAAUGCAGACAAAGCAGAACCCAGCCCAGCAGAGAAGAUACUUGUGGAGGAAAAGAAUAAACUGGAUGAGCAACUGAAGGACCUUACAGACAAAUAUAAACGAGCACUAGCAGAUGCUGAAAAUAUACGUCAAAGGAGCCAAAAACUGGUUGAAGAAGCUAAAUUAUAUGGUAUUCAAGGAUUCUGCAAAGACCUGUUGGAGGUGGCAGAUAUUCUUGAAAAAGCAACAGAAAGUGUGCCGAAAGAAGAGAUCUCAGGACAGAACCCGCACUUGAAGAGUCUUUAUGAAGGUCUAAUCAUGACCGAAGGACAACUUCAGAAAGUGUUUUGCAAGCACGGUCUCAUCAAGUUGAACCCUCUUGGAGCAAGAUUUGAUCCAUAUGAGCAUGAAGCUCUUUUCCACACUCCAGUGGAAGGAAAAGAGCCUGGUUCAGUGGCACUGGUGACCAAGAUAGGGUACAAGCUUCAUGGACGCACCCUUCGACCAGCACUAGUUGGUGUUGUCAAAGGAACAGAAUAACUACAUUUAGGACUGAACAGUAGAAUGCAGUUCAUCUCUUUGACUAAUGGAUAUUGUUUUUCUGUUUAUGAAGAAUUUAAGAUAAUUUCUUAUAGAAAAUCUGAGGGUCUGCAGGUUUGAAAGAUGUUUCACAAUCAAGUGAAAUGAGUUUUUUUUCCUGUUUGAGUUAUUGGUCAUCAAUAAAUAUUCAGAUCUAUUAACUAUCUCCCACACAGUUUGCAACAGACUUUUUUUCCCAGAUGUAACAUUUGGCCUUAGUUAAAGUCUAAUGUAAUUACUAUCCAGUUGUCUUUUGCCACAUCUUUUUUCCUCUACACUUCAUAUUAUAAAAGCUAAACUAGUUUUCAUAAAGGAAAACAUUUGUUCAAAGCAUCAAUUUGUCUGGUCUAAUACGUAAGUAACUGUCCUCUUUGUGGACGGUUUAGUAUUUUACAUUUAGUCCUUAAUUGUGAAUUGUACAAAAUUGAAUUCAAUUAGUUUAAACAUUACUGUUAGAAAACUGAUCAAGUUAUGAAAUAUUAAGUUUAAUAUUCCUGUAUGUGUAAAUUAUAGGUGCCAACCUUUUCUGUGUCAGUGUCACUUAUAAUGCAACAUCAGGAAUUGAUAUACGGAAUUAGUCCCUGUAUAUUCUGUAGAUUAAGGAAUGAUUGCAUAAUUGAACAAUUUAUUUCCCUUACUUGUGGGAAGCACUGAGAAGCUAACUACUUCAAUUGUUAAAGAUACCGCAAUUUAAAUAAAUCUGACCAAAUUAAA